This is a messenger RNA of Fusarium coffeatum, 1635 nucleotides long. RefSeq lists its product as uncharacterized. Gene Ontology annotation, molecular function: monooxygenase activity; iron ion binding; heme binding. NCBI's taxonomy places the organism in Eukaryota, Fungi, Ascomycota, Sordariomycetes, Hypocreales, Nectriaceae. Bases 1 to 1635 code for a protein of 544 amino acids. The transcript is spliced from 2 exons. The record is from RefSeq and is a predicted model, not a curated record.
AUGGGGUUGUCUACUCUUUAUGAGAAUGCUGCGGCGGGUUUUGGUUCUUUAUCUCUGACUUAUAAAGUUCUUUCUGCAAUUUUGGCAAUUGUUGUUUUGAACGUUGCUUUUGGUGGUCGAGGAAAGGGGUACAAGAAUUUGCCGGCGUACGCUCCGAUUGAACUUGCUAUUGCUAGCUAUAUCCUCAGUGGAGAUGGUAUCGGUCGAAGAAUCUUUUCAGCUAUAAGCCGUUAUGGAGGCUCUCUCUUUGGAAUCACUUCAGGACAUCAAAUCGCAGCAGACUUACCAGGCGUAGAGCGUCUUCUGUCUCAGUCACACCACAUCUUCGACUCUACGCCAGCACAGUAUUCACUCUUAAUACUUGUCUUUGGAUCUCCAGAUUCUCCUCAGCUGAGGGACAAAUUACAUACCUCUUUGAAAGAUCUUGUUCCUCCUCUGGAACGCACUUUUCUUAACGAUGCUGCUUCUACUGCUGCUGUUGAAAGAUCUCAUAUCGAGGAGCGCGGUGCAUCACUCGUUACCUUCUCUUCAGAUCGAGAGAAUAUGGCACGCUGGGAACUUUCAGCAGAUGUUAAGGUUCUUCAGCCAGAAAAACCAGGCAUUCCAGGAAAGGUCGAAGCAAAUUUGCAGAGCCUAACCCGCGAUUUCGGAGCCUGCAUGUCCAUCCCUCUCAUCUACGGCCAAGAUAUCCUCGACCGCCACCCUCAAAUUCUCGACGACUUUUGGGUUUUCGAUAACGAGCUUUUCCCCCUCCUCAUGGUUGGAAUUCCUCAGUGGGCACCAUUCAAAAUGAUGCAAGACGGUCUCAAAGCGAGAACCAGAAUCAUCGAUGCUUUAGAAGGCGUAUACAAACGCAUCGAGCAGGACCGAAAAGGAGAACCGAUCGAUUUCAACGCUGAUGUCUCAGAUGUCAGUACUAUGCUCCGGGAAAGAAACGCGAUUUACAAUAGAGAUGGCUGGACGCUUCGAGAACGUGCUGCUGCUGAUCUCGGAACCUUCUGGGGUCUGAAUGCUAAUGCUCAGCCUGUUCUUUUCUGGUUCUUACUUUACGUUUAUUCCACCCCUGGUUUGCUUGAGAGAAUUCGAGAAGAGAUUUCCCCUUACAUCAGACUUUCUGGUGGUGAAAACCCGGAAAUUGUCGGCAUGGACUUUCAAAGUUUGUUCAAAAAGUGUCAACUUUUCAAAGCUUGUAUUUUCGAAACAUAUCGCCUUGUCAACGAACCCACAUCGAUUCGACACGUUUCUAAAUCAGUCAGUAUCACCGACGGCGAUCGCCAGCACAAUCUCAACCAAGGAACAUAUAUAUCUGUGCCUCUUUCUCUCAAGAGCAGAGAUCCUGCCCUGUAUGAGGACCCAGACUCCUUCAUACCUGAUCGAUUCCUGGAUAUAGAUCCUCAGACAGGAAAGGGGACCGCACGAUAUGGAAAGCUGAAGCCUUGGGGUAUCGGAGCUGCUAUGUGCAAGGGACGUACUUUUGCUGAGAAGGAGAUUAUUUCUUUGGGGUCAGCUGUUGUUAGUCUUUGGGAUAUUGAGCCUGUUGAUGAGGUGUGGAAGUUGCCUGCUAUGAUUCCUGGGACUGGAAUUAAGAAGCCAGUCAAUGAUAUUCGGGUCAUUAUACAGCGAAGAAAUUUGUAA